ACUAAGUCUGUGGAUUUAGUCUGCGAUUGACAUGCACAGAGAGUGUGCGUAUUGUGGUUGCGCUUAAAAUAUUAUUUCAUUUCUUUUUACGAAACGCUAUAUAUAUCAGAGAUAUCUACAGUUACAUUUUUAUCUAGACUUACUUGGUGAUACGGUACAGUGUAACUAGAAAUUAUGCCGGACAUGAAAUAUAUUUUGGUCACUGGUGGAGUGAUAAGUGGAGUUGGAAAAGGUGUGAUUGCUAGUUCUUUUGGCACAAUUUUGAAAAGUUGUGGUAUCGAUGUAACUUCUAUAAAAAUUGACCCGUAUAUAAAUAUCGACGCUGGAACAUUUUCUCCAUAUGAACAUGGUGAAGUUUACGUUUUGGAUGACGGAGGCGAAGUUGACCUUGAUCUUGGCAAUUACGAGCGGUUCUUGGAUAUAACGCUGCAUAGAGACAAUAAUAUCACUACCGGCAAAAUAUAUCAGCAAGUUAUAGAACGUGAGAGACGAGGCGACUAUCUUGGCAAAACUGUACAAGUAAUCCCCCAUAUAACUGAUGCUAUACAAGAGUGGGUACAAAGGGUGGCUCAUAUUCCAGUAACAGCUGAUAAUGCCCCACCGAGAGUAUGCAUUGUGGAACUCGGUGGAACUAUUGGAGAUAUAGAAAGCAUGUCUUUUGUUGAAGCAUUUAGACAAUUCCAAUUCAGGGUGAAAAGAGAGAAUUUCUGUUGUGCUCAUGUUUCAUUGGUACCGAUGCCCAAGUCUACUGGCGAACCAAAAACAAAACCGACACAGUCUUCUGUAAGGGAACUCAGAGGAUUAGGUUUAUCACCAGACUUGAUAUUAUGUCGCUCAGAGAAACCUAUCAAUCAUACAGUGAAAGAAAAAAUCUCCAAUUUCUGUCAUGUUGCACCAGAACAGGUUUUAUGCAUUCAUGACUUAAGUUCAGUAUACCACGUACCUUUACUUAUGGAGUCUCAAGGACUAGUACAGUAUAUAAAUGAAAGACUACAACUGAAUAUAUCUAUGCCACGCCCUGGAAGGUUCAUGCAGAAAUGGCGAAACCUUGCUAAACGCGUAGACAAUCUACGUAAGGAAGUGAACAUAGCCCUCGUCGGCAAAUAUACAAAGUUAGAAGACAGCUACGCUAGUGUCACAAAAGCUCUACAGCAUGCUUGUAUUGCUGCUGGUUGUAAGCUGAAUCUUACCUAUAUAGAGGCUGUGAAUCUAGAGAAACAAACUAAAAUAGAUGAUCCCGUUGGUUAUCACAAAGCUUGGCAAGACCUCUGUAAAAGCGAUGGCGUGAUUGUACCCGGUGGUUUUGGCCAAAGGGGGAUGGAAGGCAAAAUUGAAGCAUGUCAAUGGUGCCGUGAGACUCAGAAACCUAUUCUCGGUAUUUGUCUUGGACUCCAAGCUGCUGUAAUUGAAUUUGCCAGAAACGUUCUGGGCUUGAAAGGGGCCAAUACAACUGAAGUGAAUCCCAAUUGUGAGGAUCCACUGGUUAUAGACAUGCCCGAACAUCACCCUGGAAACCUUGGUGGUACUAUGCGUUUGGGCAAGAGGAAGACUUAUUUAGAGCCAAGUGUAAUAACUCGUCUCUAUAAUAGAGACGUAAUAGAAGAACGUCACAGACAUCGAUAUGAAGUUAAUCCAGAAUACAUAGACAGGCUUGAAGCCGCUGGUUUACGGUUCGUUGGCAAGGACGAAAACCGUGUUCGCAUGGAAGUGGCUGUGGUAGAAAAUCACCCAUAUUAUGUAUCUGUUCAAUUUCAUCCGGAGUAUCUGUCGCGGCCACUCUCGCCGAGUCCGCCGUUCUUAGGACUUAUAUUAGCUUCGCUCGGCAAGUUAAAAAGCUACUUAUCCAAAGGGUGUCGUUUUAGCCCUAGAAAUCAAUCCGACGUCAGUUCAGACGAAGAUGACGACUUGUGUUUAAGUGACGAGAACGAUAAAACAAUAGUAGAAAACGGUAACGCAAAACAAUUGAAUGGUUUUAGUAAGUUAACUAUAGAGGAAUAAGUUUAAACUUUUAUUUUAAAGUAAGAUUAUUUUAAGUAUCCUAUUCUUAGUUAGUUAGGGUUAAUGUGUUAACAUUAUAUUGUUUUGUUUUUAAAGAAAUAAAAUUGAAUUUAGUUUAUAAUGCUUUUUAGAAUUCUUGUAUUUUGAGUAAAUAUUUCGUAUUGAUCAAUUUUAUUUGCAAUACUUUUGCUUGUUGACUCAUUUUUAUUGCUUUCCGUAAAACUAAUUUCAAUAAAAUAUUCAACAUCUAUAACGUUCAAUAGUUGAUAAUAAUAUAUGUUGAAAUGUUCAUACAUUUAUCUAUUAACGUUUUGCUAACACAAUUUCAAAUGAUUCAUUAAUUAAUUUAUAUUUAGUCUUUUCACCAAUCACAAAUUCACCAAUUCGAACUUUGAACCAAUGUUCAAGGAUUUAGUGAUAUUACUAUAAAACUAUACAAUAAUAUAACGAGUCUUAAAAAUCGAUAAAUUACUGGUAUGAAAUAUCGAGAUUUUUCUUCGGAAUUUCAAUCUUUAUCAACUAUUAUAAUUUUAUUUAAAUUUUGUGUACCCAUGAGGUCUCAAAAGAUCGUGAGAUGCGAAUCUCUCGGAAGA
Molecule: messenger RNA, 2591 nt
Organism: Diatraea saccharalis (sugarcane borer)
Lineage: Eukaryota; Metazoa; Arthropoda; Insecta; Lepidoptera; Crambidae
Source: the annotation of a GenBank genome assembly